Lobosporangium transversale is the source of this 2796-nucleotide messenger RNA. RefSeq names its product nuclear pore protein 84/107. Gene Ontology annotation, biological process: post-transcriptional tethering of RNA polymerase II gene DNA at nuclear periphery; regulation of DNA-templated transcription; mRNA export from nucleus. The record is from RefSeq and is a predicted model, not a curated record. The transcript has 7 exons. Lineage: Eukaryota; Fungi; Mortierellomycota; Mortierellomycetes; Mortierellales; Mortierellaceae. Gene Ontology annotation, cellular component: nuclear pore; nuclear pore outer ring. Gene Ontology annotation, molecular function: structural constituent of nuclear pore. Bases 129 to 2636 code for a protein of 835 amino acids.
CCAAUCCUCUCUUUGACGCGACUAAGCGCUGAGCCAACAAAAGCAUUAGGGUAGCCAUCUGCUAUUUCGCCAUAGUAAGCAUAUUCAAGGGCUAAUCAUAGAGAACCAUCAUUAGUCGUGUUUAAACAAUGGCAUGGAAUAGUUCAAAAUCAUUCGCAGGGUUUUCAGACUUCAAUACCACACCCAAGGACAAGGACAUGGACGUGGAUGUAGACACGGAAAGUAGCCCUGUUCCUAGUUUAACAGCUUCUAAAAAAAAGCCCUUUAUCAGCACUACAUUUGAUGAUGCAGCAGAAACUUUUCAAGAGACAUUUGAAACAGGAAUCGAGUUUCAAAAAUUCGCGCGUCCACUGGAAAAGCUUCAGCGUCUCCGAAUCGGCUCCUCAUUAGAGGCAGAUAUUGACAUGGUCGCUAUCCUUCCGGAAUUUGAUAUUCUUUGCUCCACCCGCGCUCAACAACUAGAAUACAGAAAGGAUUCAGAUGCCGGAUAUCGUACUUUUAGCGCAGUAGAUGAAUACAAACUAUGGCAAUCUGAAAGCCAUACAUGGCUCCUCUUGACUAUACUCUUCAAUACUUUUGAAAAGAAGACCGCAUAUGUGGGCAAAGGAUCGGAAGUGCUCGAAUGGUCUGAUCUCGACCUGAUAGAGCAUUUGGCUAAUAUGGACAAUAACUACAAGCAUCACCUUGCAGUCAAAACAUGGCUUGAAACUAUCGCGCCAGAAUUUACGCCAAUUGCUUUAGCAAAGACAUAUGCACAACAAACUAAUAAUACAUUUUCGCGACCAACCCUCGCUUUUGGGGCGCCUCGAACUCAUUCAGCAACAUCACCUCUUAGCAAAAAGGUCUAUAUAGAUCCGGAUGCAACCACGCGUGAUGGCACCAAACUCGGUGAAGGCAAUCAGCGAGCUGAGCAAGAUCUAUUGAGGACAGUUUGGGAAUACAUCCGACGUGGAAAUGUGGAGGAUGCCAAGAGGGCUUGUAUUAAGGCAAACGAGCACUGGCGAGCAGAAAGCAUUGGAGGAGGAAGCUUUUAUUCUGUACCCAUCGCGUUCAAAGAUCCUGUGUAUGAUCGUGAGGACGACCGCCAUGGCAACAAAACACGCAGUCUUUGGAAGGGCACAUGCUAUGCACUUGCGACUGAGCCAACAGUAGAUAAAUAUGAAAGGGCAAUAUAUGGCGCUCUUUGCGGAGAUGUUUCUUCGGUUUUGCCAGUGUGCACAAGUUGGGAGGAUCAUGCAUGGGCUCAAUACAACGCGCUUGUGGAAAGCAUGAAUGAAGCGCGUUUGGGGCAAUUCAACCGUGGAGGAGCAAGCAAAGCCCUCCCUCUUCCAGCAUCAACUGUCACUUCAGCUAAAGAUAUUUUUAACAACUUGAUGAACAGUGAUAACCAGGAGGUUAAGAAUGCAUCUCAGGAGACGUUCAGAAGAGUUCAAAUGAGUAUUAUCUUGGGACAGACAGAUCAGCUCCUUGUCAAGAUGGCCAAGGAAGCCCAAGCGUCUAGUAAAAAUGGCUCACCCAUUCAACCCCACCUCUUGCGUUUUAUGGCACAUUUUGUCCUUUUACUGCAGUCAAAGGAAGCCCAUGUUCCCAAAGAUGCCGGCAAUUAUUUUAUCAAGUCAUAUGUUGAUUACUUGAUUUCCAGGAAAAUGUAUGAUUUAGCUCCACUUUAUGCAUCAUUCCUACCUGUUCAACUUCAAGUCGAAGCCUGCUCUUCAUAUCUCAUAACAAUCAAUGGAUCCAAAAAGGAUCGUCAAGAACAUGUGAAUAUUAUCCGGAGAAAUAGACUGGAUAUGCACAAAAUCCUUACAGCAACUGUGGAUGCUUUAUUAGAAAAUAUCAAGGAUGAUCUUGAAAGGAGAGAUGUUGAUUACAUGGCAAAUCUUCAAUGGAGCAUUGAGUCUUCAUCAACGACAGAAGAGAAGACAGCCAUUAAGGCCAUGGAGUGGCUUACGUUUGAUGAACAUCAGUAUCAGGAAUGUUUGCUCCGCAGCAACUCGUUGGCAAGGCGUUACUUACUGCAAGGUCGCCUGAACGCUGCGCUAGCGCUUUUCAAUAGCCUCCCAGCAGAAGUGGGACAACUCCAGUUCAGGGAGUUGCAAUCACAACAGCCACAAGGAUCGCAGGAUACGGUUAUUCAAUCAAAUACACAUGAGCAUUUUUAUUAUCGGGAUUUAUUUAGUACGCGCCUAUUGUAUGAGGAAUGGAAAGAUCAUUUGACUUCUAAACCUACUACUGGCGAAGGACAACGAUCCAAAAUGAUGAUGUGGGAGUCGACCCUGAAGGAUAAAGCGCAGAAAGUGAUCGUGGAGAUCGAGACAUUAUUGUCAUCACGGUGGCUAUUUGAUUGUAUUGUACCUGGAGAUGCGUCAAGGAAUCAGGAACUGAAACGACUUCGUCAAAUCUACAUUUCAGAACUGGUGAUGAAUUUGCACAAGGUCUAUUUUGAAAGUCGGGUGGUUAAACCUGAGUAUUUGGAAAAGUCUGUGGACAUAUCCAAUUUGGUAGCGAGCGAAACUGCGGGUGUGCCAUUAUACAAGGAGUUGCAGGAUAGUAACAGACUCAACGAGUUCUUGGAUCAAGUGCGCUUGUCCUCAAUUGAGUUGAUUCGAGAGGGCAAGUCGCCAUUUGCGUACUAGCUCAUGAAAAGAAAAGAAAAAAAUACUCAGUCAUUGGGCAAGUACAAGAAUUGGAGAGCCACCAUUAAAAAAAGGUUCAGACAUUCAGGCACACGUGUUAUACGGAAAGAUCCUCAUAUUACAUUUGCGAGAACACCACUAAAUGAAUACACCCAUACAC